GUUAUGACAUAUCAUACCCUAUCCCGCGUGGAUGCUUUGUAAAGAUUACUGGUAGAAGUAAUGAAGUAUGAUUAUUGUGAGAAGAAUUUGUGUCCAAUUUUUGCAACACAGUAUGAGGUAAGGUCACCAUUUCAAAUUUAGCCAAAGAUAUAUUUAGAGAUAUUUCAAACUGUCAUCUUGGACUGCCCAAAGUCAUGCAAUACACGUGUCCGUGUGCGGAUGUGUGGGCAAAUGUUCUACAUUCAUUAGAUUUCUCCUUUUAUGCAACUACCUGUAGUUCUCUAUUUAUUUUUCAGACUCUGAGAUUUCUCCACUUGUGGGAAAUCUCAUGCGGUUUCCUCCAGCAUCUAAAAUUAAACCCGAAGUUUCCUUGCUGAACAAGCAUGUGAAUCUGCUACACUGCUUGUUACUCAUGUGUCACACUUCCUCAGCAGCUUUUCUGACUUCACUGUUUUGAUCUCCACACCCCCUUUACCUUGUCACUGUUUUCCUUGUUUCAUGUCUUAGAGGCAGUCCUUCUUAAGCGCUCGCUCUCUCGGGCUUCCUCUCAUCUGUGUCCAGUGCUCAGACAGUGUAGCCAGUUACCCGUCUCCAUGGUAACAGUGUGAUGUUCAAAGAGGUUUGCAGCAGCUUUGCUCAGCUGAAUGCUUGCAGGUUUGCUGUCAGAUCUCGCAGCCACCUCAUCUGCUUGUGUAGUGCAAUAACACCUUCCUAGAGGAGAGAGAAGUGCUUCCUAAAAUUAGACUCCUGUGCAGUUUUCCAGAUCUUCCAAUCUAAUGUUGUACACUAUGUAAAUAAGCACUUUCUUGUCAUGUGGAAUGGCAUCAUAUCGCUUGUUCGCUUAUUGCUUAUGACUAUUUCCUGUUUUCAUUCUCUUUUAAUGUAAAGUUGGAAUUUGGCAGUUAGAAUAAAUUACUUGUAUUAGGCAAUUUACCAGACCCCAGCUGGAGUUCUUUACAGUAAAUGUCUAACUCUAGAGUAGAUUUCGUGCUUAGGCUUUAGUAUGCAAUGUGUGCAUACAUAUGCACUGUGUGUGUGUGUGUUUCUGUGUUUUCCUUUGUGUGUGCUUGAACUCUACACCUCUCUGUUUGUGUUCCCUUUGAAGCAUAUCCUCAACCUGUUUAAUUAAGCUCUUGAAUAUUCAUGUAGUUGUACAUAUAGGCCAACGCCUUUUUUCCGGUCCUGCAUGCUGUUAGUAUUCACAACACUAGUCUGGCACUCAUGCUCACAGCAAAGGUUAACAGUUAAUGAAUAAAAAGUCAUUUUAUGUGUGAAAUUCUUGUUGAAACGUCCCUCCAGAUGUUAUGGUGUGAAAGGAAGAAAACAGGAAAGACCUCUGUGUUGAGCUGGGGUAGGGGAAUGUUUGAAACACUGAUGCAGUGGUGUAUGGGUAAAGGUCGAUGUUGAUCAGAAAGAUGGAUAGACUUUUGGAGAAAAGAAGAAAAUCUCUGAGGUUCUUUUUUUUCUCUCAGUUCCCUCUUAGUUUUCUAAUCUGGGUCUGAAUGAGGAAGAAGCCUGCUGUGCCUUCUUUGCCUAUUCUAUUAAUAGACAACUGUCUGAACCAGUGUUAACCAAGUUCACUUUCAAGUGUGUCUGAAUGAUGUUAUUUAUCUAUAACCCCCCCCAGAAAUAUAUAUUUAUGCAAUUUUUAAGGUUUCCAUAAUCUUGUGUGUUACUAGACCUCUUUGUCUCUUGUGAAAAAGACGCAGUUGAAAGUAGCUUUUGUUAGACCUCUUUAUUAGAGCUUUUCCAAAGAUGAAUUGCAUUUUUAUGUUUAAUUAUGUGGUCGCUUGAGUACACCGCCACCCCCUCUUAAAAUAAUAUGAUUUAACUUUAACCAUAUUUUAAAAAAAAAAAAAGUUUUAAUUGGGUGUCUGUGCAUGAGGUCGCGUGCAUAUAUGUGCACAUGUCAGCAAGAAGUCUCCGUGGGUCAUCGUUUGUGUAUUUAUUUUGGUCCUGCAGCUGGUCCUUCCUCUUUGGCCUCGUGUGAGUAUAUGUGACACUAGUGUGGGCACGCAUGUGUGUCUUUGUUGUUUUCUCAGCCGUUCCAAGGUUGCUACAUACUUGGUCAGUCACUCGCUGAGAAUAUUUGGGUCAACCUUAACCUACAUGUCUGUUCCCCGGACACCGUCCUCUGUCCCAGUCCAUCUUUAGUGUGCACACUGCUUGCUUUCAUUUAUCCAGCUGCCAGUAUUAGCUCUGAAUUUGAUUUCCUUCAGCUUGGUCGUCAAAAUAAACUAGCUGCAUCUAUCUGAUGAAGUGUUUUCUUUAGUUUUCUGCUCCUUAUUCAGAUAGACCAGCAGAUUGUUUUCAAAGGGAAAUUGCUCAUUCUGAGAGAUGGAGAGCAGAGAAACAGACUAAGAGAGGUCGUGCUCUGCAUCCCUGCCACUCCCUGUGCAGUCUAUAUCAUUCGCCUGACUCUGUUGAAUUAUGGAUGAAACUAUUUAUCGCUGAGCUCAGCUCUGCUCCACUGACCCACUUGCACACACAUUUCAAAUCUGGUCAGAAUCUCUCGGGAAAUCUCAUCAUAUUUUCCUUUUUACUAAUAACCAGAGCCAUUCCUCUCAUUCUCAUGUGUGUCAAUUUGUAGCAAUCCCAGGAAUCUCCAUUUUCUCACUGUCCACCUCUUACAAGGUCUCCCGUCUGUACUGGACAUCACAUCAUUGAAAUGAGUUGUGUUUUUUGUGUCAAGAGAGAGUUUAUAUUGAAUUUGAUUGUGGUUGCCUUUUCCUCCUCAUUGAUAUAGACACAUCUUUAAUUUUCUGACAAUAUCUCGUCUCUAGAUCUCCUGUCUUGUAAAUUAAUAUAGGCAAUUACAUUAUUUCUACUUUCCAUCUCCAUGACAUGUCCCUCCUUCAUCUCUGUUCAUAUUAUCAGCCAACAAGUCAUCUGUGUGCUUUGAUGUUACUCACUAAUCAGAGCUGAAUUAUGCUACAACAAAGGCCUGCACGUCUGUCAGCAGGACAAGUGAUAGCGGAAGAAUGCAAUAAAAAUACAACAAAACCUUGAGUUUAUUGACAGGAAACCUGUCAGGAAAUGAAAUACCAGACAAAGCACUAACACAGGGGACAGCAGUCGACACACAUCAUGUAGCAUCGUUGUGCUUUAGCUCCCCCUUGUGGAUAAUAAGCAAUACUACUCAUUGAGUAGUUGGUUGUGUAAAUUUGUGACAUUCUCUUAUAGUUUUAUGUUUUGAUCUCUUGAUCUCAAUAGCAGCAGAAACUAAUUUAUUAAACUAGGUAUUAUUUAUUAAAAUGUAGACCUAUGUUGAAUAUGUCAGAUAAUAUGGGGCAUCAAUCUUUAAUGAGAGCAGGUAGAGUAGCAAUGGCAGGAAAGGGGCAGACAGAGCUGUUAUAAAUUAUGGUUGUAUUGAAUCACUUAAAUGGAACUGGGCCAUCAUUAAAGUAAUAAAUGGCACAUGUAAGUAAAAAAAAAAAAAAAGUUUAAUUUUCACCAAAGAAACCCAAGCAGUGUAUUUCCUGAGUCACAAAACUUAUGUAUGUGUGACUCAGGAUAAUGCAUGCAUAACAUGCACGCAAACGUAUUGCUUGAUUGCGUGCAUAUGUUGUGAAAUUAGUCUCAGUACACAAGAUACCCAGAGCCACCAAACUUUGUUUUUCAAGAUAGUCUUAAUCUGGAAACGAGAGAAGAAGAUUUUCAUUAGAUUUAGCUGCCCUGUAACGACAUGAGCUUCCUACUAGACAAGUGCCUCUACUCAUUAUCUGUCUUCCUGUUAUGAAAUCGGCUGCUUCUUAGUGGAGGCUUGCAAAACUUCUGAAACAGUACCCAGAGGCCAGACCAUCCAAUAAGUCUGCUUAAAAGUGAGUAGUGAGAUUAACACAGAGGCAAAAAGUGAGAAGAGGCCAGACUAAAUAAUCCUCCAGGGCCAAAAAGCUGGGACUGCUUGUUCUGGAUUCUUCAUCUUCCUGCUUAUGAAUAGGCUGGCUGUGUUUGGGCUUACAUACUGCCCCAUGGUACCGAACAUUGUGCAGCAUCCUGCCAGACUAAGUCUGCGUUUUGGGUCGGUGCCCUUUCUGUUCCACGUUGCAUAACCAGGAUGACUGAGUAUAAACAGAAGCAGGGCCAAUAAAUGCCAGCUACCACCAAUAGACCAACACCGUGUCUCCCCAUGAACCCACUCUUAUGUUUUCCUGCACGUAUACGCACACUGCUUUGCUGUGUACACUUUGACACAUCCAUUACUCACAUAUAUCACAGCAUCACAUCCACAUUCAGACUUAGAAACUUAAUGGAAAACCAAAAAAAACAACAAAAAGGUUCAGGUGCUACAACAUACAGGCCUUUUGAGGCUGUUACAAUACAGAUAUUUAAGCCUUUUAUGAAACUGUAUGGCUGCUGUGUUGACAUUAAUGAGGUCUACAUGACUUCGAAACCAUUGUGUGUAGUUCUGUACUGCAGUUUUUUGUUACAUAUUAGCUGAAUAAUAGACAGUUAUUGGCUACGUCUGUACUAGGCUGAUAUCAGCCCGUGUAACGGCCUCACCCACUUUAUGAGGCUAUCAUUACUGCAGGUAAAUGGACAUGCCAUGUAUAUGUAGUUUUCCACGGCCUCUGCAGUAGGCCCUGAACAAGUGUGCUGGCCUGUGACUAUUUUUAUAGUAUUUGUUUAGCAAAAAGUAGCUCCAGUGAAAAUAAGGUAAAGUAUAUCAGUAGUUUAGGAAAGCGACUGUAUACAUUUAUCUACACGUGAAACCCUUCUAAUGAUUUGAUUGAACCCACAUCUAAAAUCUGGUAAUACUUAAAUUCAUUCUGAACACAUGAUUACUUGUCAGAUGUCGAAUGUUUUGCAUUCACAGUUGUCAGUUUCAGCACAGGACAUGAUAACAGAUAAUUGUUUGGGUUGUUGUUAUGGACAUUUCUUUCUUUUCCUUCCUGUUUGGCUCUUGUCGAAGCCAGGAAUUGGCUGGCUAUGAAGAUGUUUCACACUCUUGGAUGCCACCAGUUAUAAAUGUCCAUGUGUAUAAAGUGCUCAGGGGUUUAUGUAACUGCUAAUAGGGCCAUUGAUUAUACUGGAGCCUAGACUAGUGAGAACUGGACAGCCAGAGUUGGAAAGAGGGCUUUUUGUUAUGGGGGAAGGUAUUGUUGAAGAAGGCCAGAGGCCCGAGUCAUGGUUAUCUCCUCUUUUAGGCUUGAAUUACCAUCAGUCUGUGCAGACAAACCUCUCACUCUUCUGCCUUUAUGUAACUGCUCAUCUCCUGCCACCAGACCAUACUACACAACUUACUGUCACAUGGAGCGAGCUGUGGUGUUACCCCUGCAUAAAAAAACUAACAACUUUUGUUUAAUUCUGCAGUUAGAUGCAAAAUUUCAGGACAAAUGCAUCUAACUUGUUGCUCCAGUUAUAAAAGCUCAAGGUUAAGGUUUGGAAGGGUUUUGCAUUGUAUUGUUAAUCUUUGCAUAACUUUCUGUUUAUAAAACGUAGAGAAUUUAUCCUUUCCCAAACCACAGUCCAGUUACAUCAGACCCAGUCUCUUCUUUGUCUCUUCUGGAUUUUUCCAGAACUUUUUUUUGGCUGUGGAGCACAGACCUGGCUUUAAUUCAGCGCUAAGCUCUGUCCUCUGAACGACACUUUCCAUUAUUAUGGCCCUGUGCGCUGGCUGAGUAAACACAUCCACACAAGUUGUUUUCUGUGUCUUUGUGUGUGAUGUCAUCAGCUCACAGCACUGUUAGUUCAAAACAGUAUUUUUUUAAGAGAAAGAAAAAUCCUUACUGUUAAACUCGUGUUUUUAUUUUUUGAUUAAAAAUGUAAAAAAGGACAAUACAGAUACAUUUUACCAAGUUAGAGUAACAGCGGAGGUAAUCAGACUUGAGCUUUAAGUGUCACCAUAACAGGCGGUGUGGUUUAUACCAUCACAGGUGUUUUAGAGAUAGUAUAAUAUUUUUAUAUAUUAUAUUCUCUGAAAGCGCAUUUGAAACCUAUACAUUUUGCUGUUUAACUUAAAAUAUCUAAUCACUUGGCAGCACUUCAUUGCAUUUUAGGGAGAUAACCUGCUGAACUACAAAAUGAGAACCAGAAUAGAGAAGAAUGGUAAUUUAAGUUCAUACAGGCUUACCAAAAUUGGACAAUAGAAGACUGCAAAAAUAGCGUCUGGUCUGAUGGGUCUCAAUUUCUGCUGUGACAUUUAGAUGUUGAGGUUAGAAUUUGGCGUAAACAACAUGAAAGCAUGGAUCUAUCCUGCCCUUUAUCAGUGGUACAGGGUGGCUGUGUAAUUGCAUGGGGGAUAUUUGCUAGUCACACUUUCAGUACCAGUUGAGCAUAAACCACACAGCCUACCUGAGUAGGCUCAAUUUAAUAGAGCGCCUUUGGGAUGUGAAGGCAGAGGGGGGUCCAGUGGCAUACUGCACCUAAUAAAGUGGCCGAUGAAUGUAUGUUGAUGACUUUAUUACAGUGGUGGUGAGUUUCCUGCUGGUUUUGGCUAAAAACCAGUUAGAGGAUGUCACAAAUCAAUCUAUGUAGGAAAAUCACUGAUGUAUCAUUGUAGACUGAAGGUGUGUCAUUGACUGGAAACGCAUGCUUAUUCUUUACUGACUUUAAACAUCAGCAGUUCAGCAGGUCUUUCCCCUUUUCUAUAUCUCUGCAAUGCAGUUCUUUGUUAUUUUUUUAACGUGAGUAAUUGUACUGGGUCUAAAUAAAACUUAUUAAUUCACAUUCAUUUCCAACUUUGCUCUUCAAUGCACCAUCCAGAUGUCUCUUAGUGAACCUGAUAUAUGCAUAUUAAUCUUAACUCCUUAGUGGUAACCUAAAAAGUAUUCGAACAAGUCAAAAUAAUAUAUAAAUCAUGUUUAAUCUGACAUCAAAAUGUUAAGGAUAAAGUUAAGGCUAAAUAUUCACCAAUAUGCAAAAGAUGUAUAAUCUAAAAUGAAGACAAAACUGUGUUUUGACACAAAAUGGAAUAAAAUAUUCUCUCUAUUAGCUUUUGGGAGUUUCCUCUGAGUUUCAGUCAGCUUUGCUUUCAGUUUUUUUCCCCCAAAAAGCGAUCCCAUUGGUGCUUUAUGGGAUUUAGGUCAGGACUCUGGAAAGGGGCAUUUUAGAGCUUUUAUUUUCUCCAUGGUGAAAUACUCUGUCACCACCUCUGUUACUUUCGUUUUUUCGCUUGAUUCGGCUGAUCCUUUGUUUAAGAUUCAAUCGAACAUUUGUGAUAAAUACAGUUCAGCUAAAACAGUCACAGAAAUGACUGUCAACUCUUUGUUUUAUUACGUUUUAGUUGGUUUUCCCCUUGUAGCUUAAAUUUUGGGUCAUUCAACCGUCUACUGCCUAUCUGUGCAGAGUUAAUCCUGGUUGUCUUUCUUAUAGCUUAUUCAGCAUACUGCACUUUCUUUGAACCACUAUUUGUUGAUCCUGUUUCUAAUCCUCUGUUAAAUUAAAUGGAUCUUGUGAUCUCUGAAGCAGUCCUUCCUGUUGUUUUUUUUUUUUUUUGGGGGGGGGGGACUCAUAAUCAUGAGUCCAUUUUGCUGCUGGUCUUCAUUGCUCUGCUUGUGUUCCUUCUGUUAUAAGUCAAGACCUCUGUUUUUGAACAUUUUGACAAUAUACUGUGAAAAGUGGAAGAUUAGGUUAUUUUCUGGUCUGGUGAACAGAGUGGCCUUAUUUUAUAACAAUAUUUAUUGCUUGAUUCCUGAGCUCAGUGGGUUGUUUUUGCCCAUUUGUGGAGUUGUUUUUAAUUAAAUCCAGGGCACUUGUGGAUGGAGAUGGACAGAGUUAGUUGAAAAAUCUGAACUUUUCCAAAAGAAUUUAAAUUUAAGAGGUAAUGUUGUGCUUUUUCCUUUAACAACCUGAUUCAUUAAUUAUUUACUUUUGGUGCCAUUUUAAUGUAUUGUAAAGACAUAAUCCUUCUAUUACUGUCUCAGUUAAUGUGUAGCUACUAGUAAUUAAUUUCUGUCAAUGUAAAUAACACCUAAAGUGAGCCACAGCUGUUCUUUCUGUCCCCUAAUUUUAGCCAGCUAAUGUGGUGCUAAUGAGGUAUAGCUGCCUCUGAGGCUAGCGUCUCUAUUUAUUUCUGUUCCGGUGUCAGUCACUUGUCAUGGCAUGAGUGCACCACCACCUGUGAUUUGUGUCAUUGAAACUUUGCUAUUUGUUGCAUGUUGUUAAUCCCACCAAAGUUUAUGCUGAGUCACUGUAAAAGCUUGAUCAUUCCUGGAUAGCCAAGAGUCGCUGAAGGCCAUAUUUGCCGUGCGAGAGAAUUUGACUUCAGGCUGGAAUGACACUGACAGUAGAGCAAAAAAAUGUGUGUCAUUUAGUCACAACUGAUGGGAAAACACCUGUCAGAAGUUCCAGUCAUGGAUUCCCCGAACAACUAAAGGGUUACGGUUAAGACGCCUCUAAGAAAAUUUAUCUGUACUUGUGCUCCCUGUAGUCUUGUUUUUAUAGGUUUUUACAAAGUGAGGAUUCACCCAUCUUUAAAUUAUUACUUUUUAAAGUUUGUUACUAUUUGAAAAACUGCCAGGCUCAACUACUUAACUGGUAACUGGUAGUUAGCUGGUUAACAUUUUACCCUAGUUAAAACUAGAUUAACUGACAACACUACAGCAAACAUUAUUUGGUAUUAGUAAUCCAGAUUUUUUAGCAAAUCAUUGUAAACUACUAAAGUUAGUUAAUGCUAAGCCUUUGAGUGGGAGACCCCAUUUCUUUGGGUAAAAGUUAAAGAGACGGUCAAAAGUAUAUACUGUUUGUCUGAAUGGGAAUUGUUGCCAGUAAAGGGAAAAUAUUAUUAUUCGUGGCUCUACAGAUGUGCAGAUAUAGUUUAACCUAUUUUUUCUAUAUUUACAUUUUCCAAUGUAAAGCCUUGGCUCAAAUUUGAAACCACAGAUUCUGCCAUGUGUCCCUUUUAUUCAGUACUGGGGUCAAACAUACACAUCUCACAGCGAGUUGGACUUGUUAUACUUCUUAUAUAAGCACUCUUCUCCCUAAUUCCUACCCGCUCUCUUCCAGUCCCCAAACCUCUCCUGCUUUCCCAUUAAAGCCUGUAUUCGUGCUCCUGUUGCCCUGCUCCUCCUGUCGGCUUGGGCACAGAAGUCUUCAGUUGCCCUCGUCCUGCCAUACCACUCCACACCAUUCCCCCUACACCCACUACUUCCAGUGCUUUUUCUUUCUUUUUUUCUACCUAAUUGUACACCACAGUUUCAUCAUGACGCGAAAGACUCUGAGGCUCAUAAAAAGGUGUUUGUAGUAUAUUUGGAUGCCAAUUUGUGCUUUAAUGCAGUGAAAAUGAUCAACCUGAACGCAAAAUUACAACUGUGUGCCGUCUCAGUUCUUCUGGACUGUUUACUAACAAACACUGUUUUGCACUCUAAUUAUGGCCAUCCUCUCUAUAAAUUACCAAUACUCCACUGUUUUGUAGCACAGGGACCCAAUUAUAGGCUUAUAUUUUUUGAAUUGCAGCCUUGCGAUGAUCAUGCAACUGUAUAAUGUCAGUCCUUUCUUGUUGUUUGAUUUCUCCAACUUAAACUAGAAUUAUCCACGCAUUAGUGCUUUUCUGCUGGACAGUUAUUUUGUUCAGUGUGGGGGGGUUUUUCUUUUCUUUUUUGAUCAGUAGAAGCAUCUAGUCCAGUCUGUUACAGCGUGAUCACUCAGUAAACUGAUUGGCUGAGACAAUCAAACUGUGAUAAUUAAAAGGAGGGAAUGGAAAAGUUCUCUCUCCUUUUUUCUGCCUGAACUAGCUAAUGUUUUGGAGCUGAACUGGCCUAGAAACUCAAACAGAAGAAAAGCCCCCCUCCCUCCCUUCAUGAGGCUUUCUCACAACCCCUCUCUCCUUUGCGCCUUCUCUCACUCCGUCUCCCUCUCACUGACAGCUCCUGGUGGGAUCUUUUUUUCUUCUGUGCUCCUUUUGCUCCCCUCACAUCCGUUCUCUGGGUCUCUGCCUCUCUGCCGCUCUUUCCCCCCGUCUGCGGAUUUUAUGCCCGAUGGACGCUUUGAACGCUUAACUUCGCAGUAAACUCUCCCUGCUUUUAUCCCAGGCUACAUCCAGCGCAGCGAGCCUUCGUAUGAUUAACAUUCUCUGUACUGUCACCCACCCCCAAACCUGCGUUAGAUGGGCUCAUUGGUCCAGAGGAGUCUUUCUUCUUCCACUAAUGUACGCUCUCUGUGGGAGUCGUGCCUGUCGAAGUGCAUUGGCUCUGCACAGGCUCUCUGUCUGAAGCGUGUGUUUGAACUCAAGCUUCGUUCAUGGGCUUUGAGGAGCAGCAGCCCUGUGAACCAGCAGCAGAACAUAAUGUAGACUCUGCAGCUAUCAGUAGUCAUGGUACAUUGUUGGAGUGACUGUGCAUUUUAUGGAUUCUGGAUAUUCAAUCAAGCCAGCAGUAAUUCCGUGUCCAGUGGGGUCUUUGCAACUGUGGACUUUGAGUGAAGUGGACUUUGUUUGGAAGAAGUGUCCUGACUGAUGUGUGCUGUGCAAGACCCAGGCUCCUCUCCUUUCCUUUCACUGUAUUUUUUUCCCCGAGAGACACGCAAACAAAUAGAGAGACCAAACAAAUAUUCCACUCCAAGCUGCACGCAUGCGUGUCCCACUCAUGGAGGUCAUCCUUAACCUGGUAACUGCUGACACCUCUCCACUUCCUACCCCCAACACCACAAUCGACCGGCUGGAAGUAAGUGGCCUGGGCCAGGCACCCCUGUCUGUUUCAUGUGGGGCAGACAGUUCGUUCCAGGGGGGUGAGGAUAUCACCCCAGACCCUCACCGCACCAAGCAGGCCAUCGCCCAGCUGCAACAGAAAAUCCUCAAGCUCACAGAGCAGAUUAAGAUCGAGCAGACAGCCAGGGAUGACAAUGUUGCAGAGUACCUCAAACUGGCCAACAACGCCGACAAACAGCAGAGCACACGCAUCAAACAGGUUUUUGAGAAAAAGAACCAGAAGUCGGCACAGACCAUCCAGCAGCUGCAAAGGAAACUGGAGCACUACCACCGGAGGCUGCGAGAAGCGGAACACAACGGUAUCCCACGCCAGCCCAAGGAUGUUCUGCGGGACAUGCAGCAGGGCCUGAAGGAUGUCGGAGCCAAAGUCACAGGCUUCAGUGAGGGCGUGGUGGAUAGUGUUAAGGGUGGCCUCUCCAGCUUCUCACAGGCUACCCACUCUGCUGCUGGUGCAGUCGUCUCCAAACCACGAGAGAUCGCCUCCCUUAUUCGCAACAAAUUCGGGAGCGCUGAUAACAUCUCUUCACUUAAAGACUCUCUGGAUGACCCUUCAGUAGAAGAAGGUGUGACAAGUACUGGAGGACGUUCCCUGGGAAGCACUGGGCAUCACUUCCAGUCCAGUCCGAAGUAUGGUAGCGAGGAUGACUGCUCUAGUGCUACAUCAGGCUCAGUGGGGGCUAAUAGCACAACAGGGGCCCCUGGGGGUCCCCCCAGUUCCAAGGGAAACACACUGGAGAGGAGCCAGAGUUCCAGCUUUGACAUGCUGCUGCAGGAGGUGCAGGAGUUGAGAGAUGGCCAGGCAAGGCUAGAGGAGAGCCUGGAAGGUUUGAAGAGCCACUAUCAAAGAGACUACACAGUUGUUAUGCAAGCACUGCAGGAAGAACGCUUCAGGUGUGAACGUCUGGAGGAGCAGCUCAACGAUCUCACAGAACUUCACCAGAAUGAGAUCCUCAACCUUAAACAGGAGCUGGCCAGCAUGGAGGAGAAGAUCGCCUACCAGUCCUACGAAAGAGCCAGAGACAUCCAGGAGGCUUUGGAGGCCUGUCAAACCAGGAUCUCUAAGAUGGAGCUGCAGCAGCAGCAACAGCAGGUCGUCCAGUUGGAGGGGUUGGAAAAUGCCACAGCCCGGACCCUCCUGGGAAAACUUAUCAAUGUGCUGCUGGCCCUAAUGGCUGUCCUUCUGGUCUUUGUUUCAACUGUAGCCAACUGUGUGGUCCCUUUGAUGAAGACGCGCUCACGCUCGCUCUCCACCCUCCUCCUCAUCCUCCUGCUGGCCUUCUUGUGGAGAAACUGGGACGCUCUCUCGGGGUAUACGCACCGUGCGCUGCAGCCCCCGGGAUGACCAGAUUACAUUCAGCACAUGUUGCUUUGGUGACAACAAGAAAAUGUAACUGUAGCUGCAGUCUGCAGUCGGUUCAGCUGAGCACAUUUGGAAGCGGCCCGGAUAAAGAGCAAGAAGUGUGAAGAAGAGUGAAGAAGAGAACAUUCACAUUUAGGAAGGACAAGACUGUUUACAUUUUUAAAACGAACUUUUGUGUUGUUAUCCCUCACAGAAUGCAGUAUUGUACUGUUUUUACCCUUAGAGUUUAAUCAAUUAUAAUGUUAUUUCUAAUAAUAUUAUUUUAUUUUCAAUGUUAUUUUAUUCAGUACCAUGUAGCAUUACACUCCUCUCACUCUACACAAAGGGGAGUUUAGUCAGGAAACUGGGCUGGAGAGCUGCCACAAAGGCCCAGUCUAAUUGUAGAGACAUGCAAAUGUGAGAAUGUGGUUGAUUGCCUUUAGGAAGAGAACUCUUACUUAGCUGUGAUUAGUAGUUUUGAACCAUGGCUGAAAAACCUUCCUGGAAGUUUCGCCUUUCUUGCUGUGAUGAAAUUUGUUCAGGUAGAACAUUUUGAAGGAAUGAGUGUCAUGCAGACGUACAAUUUCUAAUGGCAAAGAUCGCUUUUACUUUUUUAAAGUUAAAAAAGAAUUGAAAAUAGGGAAGAUAAUGAAUGGCACAAAGACUCUAGAGGGGGAAGCUGAGAUGGUGUGCCCACCAUAAAAACAGCACAUGAAUACUACAGAGAACAUCUGGCUGCUGUCUAGCAUCUGCCAUAUUUGUAACUUGUAUACAGUGCUGCACGUUGUCAUGAAGAAAAUUACUUCCAAAGCAGAUUUACUUUUAAAAGCGAUGAUAAAGGGCUGUUGUCCAAGUAAAAUUAGGUUGCCAGGACAAUUGGCCUCCCACCCCACCAUUAUGAUGUGAUCAAGUUAAGAAAGAAGGGGAGACCACUGGUGCUUUUCCAGUUCUGUCUCAGAACCAUCAUGAAUACUGCUGCUUCAAAUCUACAGUGCAAGUCAUCUCCACUGCCAUGCCAGUCAAAUGCACAUUGCCUGUAUGUGACUUUAUACUACUGACACAGUUUCCCUGCGUGUUAUCUUUUCUUUCUUUUCUUUUUUUUAAUGUACCACCGUAUCGCUAUGUCAAGGUGUUAUCACCCAGUGCCAAACUGAAGUUUGCCCAGGGAUGCCUAAGCACCCAAAAGGUCCAAGCAGCUGUGGCUUCUUUCCAUAUAUGUCAUGAAUGUCUUGCCAGAUGCAACUUUUGUAAGGGGGAAAGUAAUUCGCAAUCUGAACAUGACCUUGCCUCCAGAUGCUCAGUAGUGUGUUUCUACACAUUUUGCUUCCAUGAGUAGAGCUUGGCAUUCGGCCUCUCUUUUACUCUCACUUUCUAAUCUAGUCAAGGACACUACAAGAUGACCUAGCACGUUAACUAGUCUGCACUGUAUUUAAUGCCAAGAAGCUGAUUUCCUAACAGACAUUGUGAUCAUUUGAACUGUACAGCUGCACUUUAGCACACUGAUAGACAGCAUGUAGGUCAGGCCUUUGAUAGAGACUACAAAGCUUGACACUCUCUGAGAAGUGAAGCGCUGAUGCAGAUUGAAACUGCUGACAUGCUUUUCUACAGGAAAUAAAAAAAAACCAAGGAAAUUCAGUGCAUUUUUGUCAAAAUGUGAGUAAACUUGUUUCCUCUCAAGUUGAACCGCAGUAGGCAGAUUUAUUGAUCUGUCAGUGAUGUGUAAUCAAAGGUACAAUAGACAAGUUGGGAGUGAGCUGACCUUUGACUUUAGUUUGUCCUUGCAGCAGCACCUCUGAUCUUGGGUUGUGUGCUAAACCACUUCAGUGCCUUCUGAUGUCCUUUUCUAAGUGUGGAAUAAAUAAAGUGCAUUCCUGACUAA
Molecule: messenger RNA, 13863 nt
Organism: Haplochromis burtoni (Burton's mouthbrooder)
Lineage: Eukaryota; Metazoa; Chordata; Actinopteri; Cichliformes; Cichlidae
Gene: tmcc1a
Product: transmembrane and coiled-coil domain family 1a
Exons: 5
Coding region: 10509-11987 (492 amino acids)
Cellular component (GO): endomembrane system
Source: RefSeq, a predicted model, not a curated record